Messenger RNA from Drosophila mauritiana, 2502 nucleotides. RefSeq names its product probable citrate synthase, mitochondrial (gene kdn). Lineage: Eukaryota; Metazoa; Arthropoda; Insecta; Diptera; Drosophilidae. Gene Ontology annotation, biological process: citrate metabolic process; carbohydrate metabolic process; tricarboxylic acid cycle. The record is from RefSeq and is a predicted model, not a curated record. Gene Ontology annotation, cellular component: mitochondrial matrix. The coding region runs from base 16 to 1566 and encodes 516 amino acids. The transcript is spliced from 3 exons.
GAGCUAAAAGUAGUAAUGUUCGUCCGCCGCUUCGGAAAUGGCUCUUUGGGCCAUCGUUUUGCCUUUCAACGACGUUAUUUGGCUAAAAAUUCCAUGUGGGACUCGAAGUUCAUUGGAAUGCGUUCCAAACAGGAUGGCGUGACUGGCAAUCUCAAGGAGCAGCAACAAUCGGCGACUCCGGAAUCCUCGAACAUGCCGGAUAUGCAGAAUGCCCAAAAACUGCCAAAUGUGGGAGCCUAUGUCCGUAGUAUCGCCGCCGAUGGCAAGAGCCUGCGCGACGUGCUGGCCGCCAAGGUGCCCCAGGAGCAGGAGCGCGUGAAGAACUUUCGCAAGCAGCAUGGCGCCACCAAGAUGGGCGAGACGACCAUCGACAUGAUGUACGGCGGCAUGCGCGGCAUCAAGGCCCUGGUCACCGAGACCUCUGUGCUGGAUGCGGACGAGGGCAUCCGCUUCCGCGGCCUCUCCAUUCCCGAGUGCCAAAAGGUUCUGCCCGCCGCCGAUGGCGGCACCGAGCCCCUGCCCGAGGGUCUCUUCUGGCUGCUGCUGACCGGCGAGGUGCCCACCAAGUCCCAGGUGCAGCAGCUGUCCCGCGAAUGGGCCGAGCGCGCCGCCCUGCCCCAGCACGUGGUCACCAUGUUGAACAACAUGCCCACCACCCUGCACCCAAUGUCGCAGUUCGCCGCCGCCGUCACCGCGCUGAAUCACGACAGCAAGUUCGCCAAGGCGUACUCGGAUGGUGUGCACAAGAGCAAGUACUGGGAGUACGUCUACGAGGACAGCAUGGACCUGAUCGCCAAGCUGCCAGUGGUGGCUGCCACCAUCUACUGCAACACCUAUCGCGGCGGCAAGGGCUCCCGUUCGAUUGACUCCAGCCUGGAUUGGUCGGCGAACUUUGUGAAGAUGCUCGGCUACGACAACGCCCCCUUCACCGAGCUGAUGCGUCUCUAUCUGACCAUCCACAGUGACCACGAGGGUGGCAACGUGUCCGCCCACACCGUUCACUUGGUGGGCUCCGCCCUCAGCGAUCCCUACCUCUCCUUCGCCGCCGGCCUGAACGGUCUGGCUGGUCCUCUGCACGGCCUGGCCAACCAGGAGGUGCUCGUGUGGCUGCGCAAGCUGCAGAAGGAGGCCGGCAACAACCCGUCGGAGGAGCAGCUCAAGGAGUACAUCUGGAAGACACUCAAGUCCGGACAGGUGGUUCCCGGCUACGGACACGCCGUGCUCCGCAAGACCGAUCCCCGUUACACCUGCCAGCGCGAAUUCGCUCUGAAGCACCUGCCCGAGGACGAGACGUUCCAGCUGGUGUCGAAGAUCUACAAGGUGGUGCCCCCAAUCCUGACUGAGACCGGCAAGGUGAAGAACCCCUGGCCCAAUGUAGAUGCCCAUUCCGGUGUGCUGCUGCAGUACUACGGCAUGAAGGAGAUGAACUACUACACCGUGCUGUUCGGCGUUUCCCGUGCCCUCGGCGUGCUGGCCUCCCUCGUCUGGGAUCGCGCCCUCGGCCUGCCCAUCGAGCGCCCCAAGUCAUUCUCCACCGAUCUGCUGGUCAAGAUGGUCCAGAAGUAAGCAACUGGAGCAGGAGGAGCGGGAGGAGCUGGAGUUCAACCUUUUAUAGCCGGAGGACGAUGGACGUAAAAUGCAGAAGCCGUAGAUUGUAAUUGACGAGGGACGAGGCAGAAAGAGAGAGAGAGAUAGAGGAGAGAAUCGAUCGGAUUGGAUUGGGAUGAGAUGGGAUUGGAUUGGAUGGAUAUCGAUAUGACGACGCUGAUAUUGAGGGAGUUGGAGAUGUGUAGUUGAGGAGAAGAGCAACCAAAUACGAACCAAUAGGACAAAAACGAAAACCAGAAGAAAACUGCAACACACUGCAACUGCAAAACAAUAAGUUGGAAAUAAGGCAGAAACUUAUUUUUAGUAGUAAAAUAAUUAACGAAGGGAAACCGACAAGCAACCACUUAAUUAUUUGUAUAAGCUAUAUAUAUAUAUAUACGAUUGACUAUAUAUAUAGGGACAGGCAGAGAGAGUAAAAUGUUUGCGCCUAUUGUUUAUGUUCAGCAUUUCCCCCACCCGAAACCGCCCACGAUCCCCGCUCUUUAUUAAGUUUGUUAUGUUUAUAUUUUGUUCAUCUUAGCCGAUCGAUCGACUAACCACGACACGACCCUAAUGAUUUAUCCCCCAAAACGCCCGCCCGACCCACCAGCACCCACCCCGCCUGAAAAACCUUAAAAAAAGUACUAACUUGAUAACAUUUUACUUUUAAUUUAACUAUAAUUUAUUAUGCAAACAAGAUACAAACGAGAAAUACCAUACAAAAACAAGUGUAAAGAAACCAACAAAAACAUUUGAAAAAACUCAAUAAAAAAACAGAACAAUAAAUAAUAUAAUGCAUAGAGAGUAGUUAUUGUCAACUCCACCAGUGGAAGCUGCAAACGCGUUCGUUCAUUGCCGUGCAAGUGUAUUCGAGAAAGCAAAACCCACAAUAAAUCGUAGCAAACUUGAAUAGAA